Molecule: messenger RNA, 3842 nt
Organism: Cladophialophora immunda
Lineage: Eukaryota; Fungi; Ascomycota; Eurotiomycetes; Chaetothyriales; Herpotrichiellaceae
Exons: 2
Coding region: 1153-3513 (786 amino acids)
Source: RefSeq, a predicted model, not a curated record
CUUGUACCUAUAUAUCAGAAAUAUGUCCGUAACUGUUCCUCACAUGGCCACCAUCGCUCCCAGAGCUAUGCACCAAGUCCCCCACUUACCACAGCACUCCAAGAGACCGUCGGCAAAGUUGACCAUCAUGCUAUUACCCCAGACGUGGACAGCCCAAACGAGGGUCCCGCUCUUGGAGGAGCCAGGCGGGUAAACAACGGUUGACAUGGAAAAGAUCUGGUUCAAGGCGAAAAAGGUUGCAUAUGCUGGGUCGAAGAGAUGAGUCUUGUGGUUUUUGUGACUCGAUAUGCCGUGGACUGUUUAUUGGUUACUGGCUGGUGGUUCCCGUCGCUGCUGUAUGGUACAAAAAGGACAGUCCCAGCUGGUGGACUGUUACUUUGCUAAAGUAAGGAACCGUCCAGCUACCUGAGGACAGUCUGGCCGCCGAACCAACGUCUGCACACGGCACCAAACUAUGGCAAUUACCCGCAGAAGGUUCCGGUCUGGGGCGCAGAGCAGGCCCUCGACGAAGCAGGUGCCCUUUUGUCAAGUCUCCAGACACUUCUUUCCUCGAACUGUUCUUCAUCUCUUCUGUCACAAAUCUCCCCAUACACGAUCCUUUCGGUGUUCAGAUUCACCUCAUCAGACACAAUAUCUCCAGCCGGAAUCUCCAAGACCACCAAACGCAUGAAAACAGCGUCCUCCUCAGCGUCGUUUGCUCCUCCGAGAACCCGAGUUUUGUGAAUUUUCACAGUGAAGACUCCUUUAUUCCCGAGCCUCGUGCACCAACCGAGCCGUCACUCACUUUGAGACCCACUGGUCAAAUUUCGGGACACGACAAUCACAGAUCUCAUUCAACCUGUUCACGGACAACCCCGGCUGUUAGCAGCUACAUUGAAUCUUUAACGAGUCUUGCGUCGACAAAUCCACAGGACCCCUCCAAGCUCUGGUAAACAACUUCAACUUGACCUUGCAGCUAGAAGACAAAUACAGCCAAUACACAGCUCUGAGCCACGAUCCUGGGGCACUGGUCUGGAAACGAUCUCACUUGAACGAUCUUAUCAGAAGUGCGGUCGAUAUCAGCGCCCAUCCAGAUUCCAACGUAGACGAGCAGAUUGUGGUUCGGAACACUUUUUAUCACACCACACGAAUUUCAGUCAGAACGCCAACAUCAUGGGGCCCGACAACAACAAUCUUUCGGCAAAUCUUGGACCCAGAGCACCAAUCACUCAGAUCCCGAACCCUUUGAGCAACGGAAACCUCGUUCAAAAUCAUUUCAUGGCAAUGCCAAACCCUGGACCCCAGAACCAUCUUAAUAUGAUAACUUCUUUUCAGCAGCAUUCUAUGGGAAUUCCGGAUCCCAUGGCUCAGAAUUCAACUGGUAAUGGAAGCCCAAUCCGACAUCAACAUAUGGCAUUUUACAACCUCACACUCCAGAACUCCUAUGCGAAUGGUAAUCCUUUUGGAAACGACGAUUCUCCAAUCCUGAACAAUCCGCUUCACUGUCCGGCCGAGGACGCCGUCGGAAUUCAUGGCAGGCAAAUGUCUACCGUCAUGGCCUCAGAGCCCUUCAACAAUGGAUAUUUCACCCAGAACGAGGCUGUGGGCAUGCAGGGUCUCCUCUCACAGGACGUGAUGAACGAUAACGGUUUUCCUGACCUCUGUGUCAAUUUGUUCCCUCAGAAGCAGGUUCAUCUCGACCCUGGGUUUACGGACUUUCAGGGCUUUCCCCAAAUUGAUGCCCAGGGAGGCUCUCUCCUUCCGCAAGGGCAGUGGAAUACCAACAGUGGAGAAGCGCAGGCCCAGAAGGCUGUGAACAAGCUGCGAGCUAAACUGCAGACAUACCAGGACAAGGUCUCCUUGCUUGUACAAGAGCAUGGCAAGAAAGUCGCGGCGCUACAACAACAGGUCGACACACUCAAAAGAGAAAAAGAGACGCUGACCAGAGAGAAUGUCGUAGUCAAAAGCUUCUACAACAUGCUUAAAGGGCAUUACGACUUCAUGAUCGGACCAGAAGGCCGACUCUUUCCAAUAAUCCCCGAUACCAAGGAGCGCGCAGUUCUGGGGCUCAACAAACCAAAGUCACCACUCCAACAGGCAUACGACAGCAAGAUGCAGCAACUCAAGCGGGAAUACUCCGAAGCAAUCUUCAAAGCAGAUAUUUGCUACUUGUGUCCGGAGCACCACGGCAAAGAACUCAAGCUACUAGCUCCACAAGUCGAACGUGCCGCCCUCCAGUUCAUUGACCUCACCGGCGACGAUCAAGAACCUGGACCAACUUUUCUGAAGGAUUCGAUUCAAAAGUUUCUGUCCCGUGCUGCUCAGGAGGAGGUAUUGGGGAGUAGCAGCCGGGAUAAACAGACGAUAACUCAGGUGGAUGCCACAACUCCCGUUCAAGAGACAGCCACAUCGGAAUCUACAACAAUUACUGCAGCACUUCCAUCGGCAACCCAAGCUGCAAGUAUCAAUGGAGGAAGCACUCAAUCUCUUGCAACCGGGUCCACGAAGCGUCCAGCGCCACCCGUAACGCCCCCCUCCGAAGUCGAAGACGCCUUUCUCUCGAAGCAUCAAAAACGCAAACAGUCCGAAUAUGGUUGGAUGCAACCAAGCCAGAAUCUUGCUUUGAGGAAGGCAACCGGUGAUCUUCCUCAUCCUCUAGAAGAGUGGAGUUUUAAGCAGGCUGCGGGUGCGGCUGCUGGUGUUUCGAUCCGCGAAGUCGUUGCCACUUAUAACGUCGCAACAACCGUACCAACUGCGAACCAUCAGUCAUCCAUCUCAGCUCCCACACCAGAACCAGCGGCACCGUCUGCAUCUGCUGCUCCCAAGCCUUCAAAGGCUUCAAGAGUCACCAAAACCAAACCUGGAACACCAAAGAAGUCGAACACUCGGGGAAGGAGCAGGGCAAAGCCCAAAUCAUCUGCAGCACUAUCAGCGGCUCUCACCAACGCGCUCGCUGGUUUCAACAGUGCCACUUCCACAGCCGCCAAGAUUUCUGGAAACAGCAGCUCCUACAAUGCGCUCAGUGUUGACAUUCUCCCCGAAGAACCCACCCACUUCCCUGCUCGAAGACCAACCCCUCCGAUUCCACCUACCGCUUCGCCAGCAGAUAUAGAUCCCGAAUAUGAAACCGAGGAGGAGAGAGCCGCACGUAUGAGAGAUUAUGACUUGAUGGUUAUAGACCACAACGAUCAAUACCCACUGCCUGAUGAUGGCGACAUGCCUCAAUCAGCUCCUUUUACGGAUGCAGACGACGAAGACGUGGCAGAUAUUAUCGCUCUGCUGGAGGAGCCCGACGAGCACGACAACCAGCAGAACAAGUCUUCGCAAGCCAAGGACAUCGAGAGCGAUGGCGUUGAGAACGGCCUCGCACAGGACACAGCGAAGGCUACUGGAGACGUCGAAAAGGAAGCUUCGAACGACAAGGCCGGGGGAGGAGACGAGAAUUGGGACGUCGACAGCCUCUUCGGCGACACGGAAGAGGACAUCCAGGUGCCAUGGCAUGAUGAGGAAAGCGAAGUGAGCGAGGAGGAAUAGGUGGAAAAGAAAAAGACGGAAGAGGCUGAUUGAUGAGUGAUGAAUGACGAGCGAUGAGAGGACCAUUGUGAAUAUCGUGAAGUGUUGCGCGGCCAGUGGCCAGGGAGCUAAAAUUUGGCCCAUAGGGCAAUGUAUCUGUGAGAAGUGUGAUGAUCGUCAUUCGGUUACAGCUGGACAGCAGAGACGGGAAAUUGAACGCGCCCUGAGCGGGCUCGGUGGACUUGGGUACUGGUGGAAGAGUGGUGUGCUUGUUCAAAGAGUCGGGCGGCUACAUAGGCAGCAUUCAAUCAGGCCAUACAAUUCUCAAUCAGAUCGAGUUAGCUACCGAG